Molecule: messenger RNA, 1190 nt
Organism: Quercus robur (English oak)
Lineage: Eukaryota; Viridiplantae; Streptophyta; Magnoliopsida; Fagales; Fagaceae
Exons: 5
Coding region: 581-1003 (140 amino acids)
Source: RefSeq, a predicted model, not a curated record
CUAAAAUCCCGCGUUAUUGCUGCCUCCAAAUUUUUACAUUUUUCAACGAAAUUCUAACACAACCCUUAAUAAAAGAUAUCCAAAUGUUUCAACCAUCGAAAUAAAAUCUCUCUAUCUCCCUUAAACUCAGAAUUCAAAAAACCAAUUUUUGAAUAAAGCCUAUGCUCACUCUCUUAGAAAAUUCUCUCUCUCUCUCUCUCUCAAAAACUUUCAUGGAGUCCAACAACAACAAAAACUUAGAGACCAUCAAAUUCCUCUACAGUUAUGGCGGGAAAAUCCUCCCUCGCUACAUUGACGGCACUUUUCAUUACAUCGGUGGCCUGACACGUGUCCUCGCCGUCGAUCGCUCUAUUUCUUUCACAGGUUUGUGUGCUCUUCCAUUUUCAUAUUCGAUUUUUGUGAAUUCAUUUGGUUUUUUGUGAAUAAUUAAUCAAUUUUUUUUUUUUACUUGUUGUUGUUACUGAGUUGAUGGUGAAGCUCAGAGAGUUCUGUGGCUCAUCGGUGAAUCUUUGGUGUCAAUUGUUGACUGGCGACUUGAAGACCCUAAUUUUGAUCACGUCCGACGAUAGGUUGAGGCGCAAUGGUCGGCGAUCCUAUCUCUAACGACGACCUGCUGUCAAUAGUCAGAGCUUUCUUCUCCGCCCUUUUGUCCGAUUACAGUUUAAUUGAUGAAGAGCCAGCAAUCAGAACAAAUACUACCAUUUUACUUGGGAAUAUUGCAAGUCACCUAAAUGAAGGGACAAGGAAGAGAGUUUUGAUUAAUGCAUUUACUGUUCGUGCAUUGUGUGAUACUUUCUCGCCUGCCCGAGGAGCAGGGAUCAUGGCUCUAUGUGCCACCAGUGCUUAUUAUGACGUCACUGAGAUUGCAACUCGGAUUCUACCGAACGUCGUUUUACUUACCAUUGAUCCUGACAGGCUCUCGCUUGAUGAACGGUUCAUGAACUUAUUCUUCUGUCUCUCAAGAUUUUGCUUUUUAGGGUGGUUGUUCCUAGGCCGGGUUUAAGCCCCGAUAGAGAGUUUGAUUAAACUAGUGGCCCUGUAAAGUUUGUUCUUACAUAUGAAAUAAUGGCUCAAGUAUGUUUCUUCAUUUUUCCUUCCUCAGUUCUUCCAUCUGUUUGCCUUUUUAGGCAAUCAGAAGAAAUAAUCUUUAUAAUAUUUGCUAUCUACUAAUAAUAUUCACCAUUCCAAAU